UUACGGAAGAUGCUAUUUUUGCUAAGUGCCGAGGUGUAUGUUUUCACAUGGUCUGCUGAAAAUGGAAAACGAUAUUUUCAGCGAGGCAGCAUCUGUCUUAGAAAAGGCAAACGUACCAAAAAAUAAACUCAAAAAAAUUGUUACGUCAACAGAGAGUCAGAACACAAGACAGCUGCUUGCUUUGGUCAGCCAGAUUACAGACAGCAGAAAAAUUCUUGAAGAAAUACUUUCACAUUGUCCAGCCAGCAAUGGAUUUAUGGAAGAAACAAUUGUUGGGGGUAGCUCAGAAAAAGCGUUGGUUCUCCUUUAUGAACUGUUGUUGGGGCGAAAUUUCGGAAAAAAUUUUCAUUUAAGGAAAAUCAUGCAGAAUUAUAAAGCUCAAUUUCAAAAUGCCACAUCAAUAGUUUUGAGGAAAUAUAAUGCCAAGUCUCUACGUCAUUUGGUGACUGCUGUUGCUGAAAAUAAAAUUAUUAAAAUACCUUGUUAUAUGCGUGUGAAUAUCAUCAAAUCAACUGUUGAGGAUGCUAUACAUGCUCUGAAAGUCGAUGGUUGGAAAUACACAGGGAAAAUCAGCAGCUACUGUUAUCAAAAGAGUGCUCUUUCCCUGGGUAAAGAUCAGUUUGGACUGGACCCCUACCUGUCUGAUCUACUAAUAUUUCCUGUUGGAACUGAUCUACACAACCAUCGUCUUACAAUAUCAGGGGUUCUGGUGCAGCAAGAUAGGGCAGGUUGUUUUCCAUGUCAUGUACUCAAUCCAACUUCCGGGAGUUAUGUUAUAGAAUGUUGUGCUGCUCCUGGCAACAAAUCAGUUCACCUGGCAAGUCUCUUGAAAAACACAGGAAAAGUUUUGACAAUGAACCAACCUCAAAAAAACACCUUGAAAAUGUCCAAGUUACUUGAAAACCAUGGAGUUACCUGUGUUGAAUCAGUCUACAAAAACUUUCUCUCAGUGGACCCCACAACAGAUGGCUCAAACAUUGAUCUAAUAUUGCUAGAUCCCUCGUGCAGUGGUUCAGGGUUGUUUGGAAAAGAAUCAGAGAAAGACAUUAGUAGAAUAGAAAAGCUGCAAAAGAAUCAGAUUUUACUUUUAAAGCAUGCCCUCCGUUUUCCAAAUGUUAAGAGAGUUGUCUAUUCAACCUGUUCUACUUAUGAAGAAGAAAAUGAAGCUGUGGUUGAGCAGGUUAUGGAAAAAGUUUCCAAAUUUUUCAGAUUCACAAAAAUUUUUCCACAUUGGAAAGGCAGCAGAGGGGUUGAUAAAUAUCCAAAUGCAAACAAUUUUUUAAGGACAUUAACUGAAUCUGAUUUGACGCAAAGUUUUUUUGUUGCUUGUUUUGAGCGUGUGAAUGAAGUUACAGACAAAGCUAAUAAAGAAUGUGAUGUUACAGCAUCAGGAGAAAUGGAACCCUUAAAAGAGGAGAACAGAAAGAAAAGGAAAAAAAGAAAACAUUCUGAGUCAGAGCCUGGCGUAGAAACUGAAAAUAAUACUUUGAAUGUAGAUUUAAUAGAUCAUAUUCAGAGAAAUAAUGUUAAAUCUGAAACUGAUCAAGAAGAAGCUUUAACUAAUUCUGAAACUUUUACAGAAAAUAUGGACAAUGAAGUGCUAAAUGUUUUGUCAGCACCAGAGACAAAUGGUGCAUGCGAGAAAACUAAGAAGAAAAAGAAAAGCAAAAAAAGAAAACAUGCAGAAACUGACGACUUAGAAUUAGAGAAUUUAAAUGUGUCUGAAGAAAAGAAAAAUAUUUUACCACCCUUAUGCAUAGAUUCAACAGAGCCAUAUAGAAAAAAGAAAAAGAAGAAAAGAAGACACUCCUCAACUGAUUCAGAAUUUAAAAAUGAAGAUUUGAGUUUAGAUGUAACUGAACAAGCUAAGGAAAAAAAGAAAACGGCUAAACAGGAGUCAUCUGAAAUAUUUCUUGAUGCUGUCCAGAAACAUUUAGACAGAGAGAAUGAAGAGGAAGAAAGGGCUGAAGCUAAAGAAAAAAGUAAAAAGAAGAAAAAGAAAAAAAGACACUCAGAAAAUGAGUAAUCCUUCAAGGGAAUAACUGGGUAUACUGCGACGAAAAUAAAAUGAAAGCUGCUGAAUUUUGGUAGGGUUUUUUAUAAUAUAAAACUAAACCAAUGCCAUGUUAAAACUUGUAUCUAA
This is a messenger RNA of Physella acuta, 2143 nucleotides long. RefSeq names its product 28S rRNA (cytosine-C(5))-methyltransferase. Gene Ontology annotation, molecular function: RNA methyltransferase activity. Gene Ontology annotation, cellular component: nucleolus. Gene Ontology annotation, biological process: rRNA base methylation. The record is from RefSeq and is a predicted model, not a curated record. NCBI's taxonomy places the organism in Eukaryota, Metazoa, Mollusca, Gastropoda, Physidae.